AUGCGGUAUUUCGUGCCGAAAUUCCGCAGUAUUCACCAUUUAUUGGUUGUUCUUGUGCUAGCAUGGUUGGUUGUGUUCAUUUAUCAUGAGCGAUAUUCCCCAUACUUCCAUGCUAAGGCAUGCAAAUGGCCACGAGUUUCGGAAUAUGAGACUGUUGAUGGUUCGGAAACACCUGCCCCUGACGAUGCUGGGUUUGAUGCACAAUUGGAAACUGCCCAUAUCAUGUUGAUUGCUGAUCCACAACUUAUCGAUAAUCACACGUAUCCAGGACGUAAUGAACUCUUACUAGAUCUUUCCAAACAUACUGCUGAUGCAUACUUGAAGAAGAAUUACCGCGCCUUGACGAGAUUCACCCAACCAGACCACAUCAUAUUCCUUGGAGAUUAUUUGGACAAUGGUAGAGAAUCAUCAAAUACUUAUUAUGCUCAUGAAAUGAAUAGAUUUAGAGCAAUUUUUAAAAAACCAUCUUUUGUUCAAAACUUUUUAACUAGUACUCCAGGAAAUCAUGAUAUUGGAUUCGGAAAUGGGGUUAUAGAAGAUUCUAAAACUAGAUUUGAAGAAAAUUUUGGUCCACUUAAUUAUCAUACCACUAUAAAUCAUGUUCAAAUCAUUUCAUUGGAUACUCCUUCACUUUCAGCUACAGAAGAAAAUAUUCGUGAAGACACCAGUAAAUAUGUGGAUUUCCUUGAUAGUCAACCUAAAACAGGACCUAGAAUCCUUCUUACCCAUGUCCCACUCUAUAGAGACCCAGCCAUCCAAAAAUGUGGACCAUUCCGUGAAUCUGAUAGUUUUGUACUUGGUGGUGGUUACCAAUAUCAAAAUUCUCUUACAAAAGAAUUAUCUAAAGAAAUUUUGGAAAAGAUAAAGCCAGAUUUGAUUUUUUCAGGUGAUGAUCAUGAUUAUUGUGAUAUAAUCCAUGAAUCUACCCAUUUGGAAGAUCCACCAGUAAGAGAAAUCACCGUGAAAUCCAUUCUGAUGGCAAUGGGUAUUAAAUAUCCAGCGGUACAAUUGUUAACUAUAUCCGCUAAUACAGGCAGUGAGAAAAGCUAUGAUGAUCCAACUAUUCAUUAUCAAACAAGUAUUUGUUAUUUACCAACUCCAUACAUCAAUAUUUUUUCAUAUGUGAUAAUGUCAGUGAUUUCUGGACUCAUGAUUCUUUGGUGGAACAUUAAACAUAGAUCCACAAGAUUACAAGCAUAUGGUUCAUUGUCACUGUACCCUUUAAGAAGCUUGGCGGAAAGCGUGAUCACGGUACCUGCAUCUUCAGGAAACCCCAAGACAUCUACAAAAUUAUCAAAUUUCCUCAAGGGACAAGAUCUAGCAGAAGAUAUAAAUACAGUUCCAUUACCAUUAUACACUUAUACCCAUGUGAAUUCUAGUUCCAAAUGGACUCAAAAAUUGCAUAAGAAAUUGAAAAAAGUUACAAAUAGUUUAGAAAAAUCAAUCUAUAAAUUGCUGGUUGUUGAAUUUAUGAUUAAAUGGAACAUUACUGGAUUUUUGAAACACUCUACUGGAUUAGGGGUAUUUAUCAUUGGUUUAUAUUAUUUUGGAUUUUAUUUGACGUUAUAA
[Candida] anglica is the source of this 1569-nucleotide messenger RNA. The record is from the annotation of a GenBank genome assembly. NCBI's taxonomy places the organism in Eukaryota, Fungi, Ascomycota, Pichiomycetes, Serinales, Debaryomycetaceae.